Xiphophorus hellerii (green swordtail) is the source of this 1440-nucleotide messenger RNA. It is a transcript of the gene nxnl1, whose product is annotated as nucleoredoxin like 1. Bases 258 to 953 code for a protein of 231 amino acids. The record is from RefSeq and is a predicted model, not a curated record. Gene Ontology annotation, biological process: photoreceptor cell maintenance. Gene Ontology annotation, cellular component: mitochondrion. Lineage: Eukaryota; Metazoa; Chordata; Actinopteri; Cyprinodontiformes; Poeciliidae. The transcript is spliced from 4 exons.
UGUCCCUCCUGUAACCAGACAGAGGACGGGGGCGGAGCCUCCAGGACUGAAAGCCAAGACGGAGCCAGCAGCUGGUAGCAGCACCAAGAAGAACGAGGUGAAGCCAGAGGGAGAACGUGACUCCGACUAAUAGGCUGGGGCCUGUUUCUGAAGGCGUCCAGAGAGAGAAGGUUUGGGAGAAAAACAAAGCCAGAUGUGAACGUUGUUCUGUGUCGGAUCUGCUGCCUUGAGGGGAGAUAAUACAGCGACGCCUCAUCAUGGUGGACCUGUUUGCUGACCGGGUUCUUGUGAAGAACAACAAGGACCAGGACGAGCUGGACACGGAGCGCGAGAUCGUCACGCGUCUGCAGAACCGAAUCCUGAUGCUCUUCUUUGCCUCUGCUGAAUCCGACACCUGCCAGCGGUUCGCUCCCACGCUUCACGACUUCUUCAAACAGCUGACCGAUGAGUUCUACGUGGAGCGCUCCGCUCAGCUGGUGCUGCUCUACGUCAGUCUGGAUCAGUCAGAGGAGCAGCUAGAAAACUUCCUGAAAGAGCUCCCAAAGAAGUCCCUGUUCCUCGCCUACGAGGAUCCUUACAGAAGGGAGCUGGAGACCAUGUUCGACGUGAGAGAGGUUCCCACCGUGGUGGUCCUGCGUCCCGACUGCUCCAUCCUCAUCCCCAACGCGGUGGAGGAGAUAACCCGCCUGGGUCCGGACUGCUACCGCAACUGGCACGAGGCGGCCGAGCUCAUCGACAGAAACUUCCUCACCAAGGAGGACUUUGAGGACAAGUCCAUGCGCAGCUUCACCGACCCCGUCAGACGACUCAAGUACAAGGUGGAGGACGAGAAGAAGAAGAAGAAGGAGGAGGAGAAGAAGAAAAAGAAGCAGCGGCGAGGCUGGGGCGUAGGAGGCGACGAGGGCGAGGAAGCCGGAGCAGACGAUAGGGACGGUGGAGGGUCGAUGUGGUGAUGGAGAGAACGAUGCUGUGAAUUUGUCCCAAAGUUGCUGCUUUAUUAGAGUUUGGAAGCUUUUUUUUUUCUACCCUUGUAAGAGUUCUGUUGCAUGGCAAAUUUCAUAAUAAAUAUGUUGUUUAUGGCAUUUUAAAAAAAUGAUUUUCUUUUUUAUUAUAUAUUAGGUGUCAUGUUCCAAGCUUUUCUGUGUAUUUAUUUAGAGUUUUCUAUGUCUCUGAGUCUCCGUGCUGUCCUGUCCUCCCCUUGAUUGUUCCCUGGUGUCUCUCGUUUCCUUGAUUACCCUCUGUGUAUUUAACUCCACCUGUGUUCCUUGUUCCUCGUCGGGUCCUUGUUGUGUGUCUAAGAAAGUCGUGUGUUGUCGUCUGUCCUGGUGCUACCAGUGCUGAGCCUCUGCCUUCCGCUCUGCUGUGCUGCCAGGAUUUUGGACUUUGUUUUGGAUUUGUUUGCACCUCAUUUCUAAUUCUUAAAUCACCAUUAUCAUCUCA